ACCUUCGAGCCCUAUACUCUCACCGCGUUGGACCAUCUGUUGAUGCCAACCUAUGUUUGCCUCCUUCCGAUCUUUAGGGUGAAAGAGCCGUCGGCAUGCAUUCCAAUCCUCGAGGCUGGUAUCGCUCGCUUCUUCGCGGAGUUUCCGUUUCUCGCGGGAACCGUCACCAAAGUCUCUGGCCACGCUGACAAGUCCAAUGUGCUGCAAGUUCGCCCACCGACUGAAGCAUUCUUAGAUGAAUACCCCUUCGUGAAGGUGAAACACCACAGCGAACGAAUCUCUCACAUGUCGUGUGUCCGGGGCCUUCAUGAAGACUUGAUUCCGAUUCCAUACGAGACCCCAACCGGAUAUCCCACGCCAGGGCUACGUUUCCAGAUCGGCGUGAUGAAAGAUGGUGUUGUAUUGUGUGUCCAGUGGCACCACAGGCUCAUGGACGGCGUUGGCUGCGCUAUUGCCAUCGAGUGUUUGGCACGAUGCUGUUGCAGCCCGCAAGCCGCUAGAAUCAAGUUCCUAACGAGCCCACGAGAGCAGAAGGCGAUGCGAGAGCAGAUACAGCAGAGUACCCGUUCAGGUGUUAAAAGCCAGUCCCAAGCGCACGUCGGUGCUUAUGGACCCUUCGGGUAUCGAUACCUCCCCAGUCAGAUUUCAGUAAAUUAUGUGUUCAAUCCGAAAAGGGUCGAGACAUUGGAAAGUGUUUGCAAUGACGGCCCCCGAGGGUCGUCGCCGUCGUCGAAUGCUCAUGCUCCCUUGACCAGCGACGACGUGGUUACUACCCUCAUCUGGUUAUGCGCAACGCGAGCGCGCCACAAGGCAUCCGAGUCUGUCAGUUCCGCAGGGCUGCAGACAUCGUCGUUGAUGCGAUACGUGGAAUGUCGCAGGGCCCUCCAACCGCCUCUUCCAUUAACUUACAUGGGAAACGCAAUCGGAACUGGGAUAUCCCACUGCACCAUUGAGGACUGUGGGUUAGGGAACCGCGACAUCAUUUUGGUAAACGGAAGGCCGGAAGUCAGUCCAGAGACCGGGCGCUGUCUCCGUCGCCUGGCAUCCAUGGCAACUGUCACGAAACAAUCGGUUGCCCACGACUUUGUGAGUGGCAUCUUAGCUCGUAUGCAUUCGACCACCGACUGGGAUUCUUGCACCCUAACUCCGGUGGAUGUAUCUGUCUCCAGCCUGAGGAAGCUCCCGCUCUAUGGGCUCGAUUUUGGGCCCACGUUGGGGCGAGUGGUUGAUGUGGAGGUCCUUGAGUCGGUGCUCCAUGGCCAGUGUGCGAUCAAGCCUGCGAAGGGGCGAGGGCCCGAUGUCCCGUGGGAGGUGCGCAUGGCAUUUCCAUCGGAGGUGUUGGCAAGACUGGAGGAAGACGAGCUGUUCCGGUGGGUU
Aspergillus heteromorphus CBS 117.55 is the source of this 1377-nucleotide messenger RNA. RefSeq lists its product as uncharacterized. The record is from RefSeq and is a predicted model, not a curated record. The annotation marks the transcript as partial. The transcript has a single exon. NCBI's taxonomy places the organism in Eukaryota, Fungi, Ascomycota, Eurotiomycetes, Eurotiales, Aspergillaceae.